AGGUGGCGAUAGUAGCGUAUCACCCCUCCUACGGAGCGAGCUGUCAAAUAUCAAGACGUUGUUUGUAUACGAAAUUUUUAUCGGUAUUUAGUAUUAAAUAAGACGAAGUUGUGCUGAGCCGACAUCAGCAGAAUGAAUCGGACAAUGGAUGAGAAGGAAGAGCUAGUGAAGAAAUCGCUUUUCAGCUUUGUAAGGAAACAGGUUCCCACUGCUCAACUGAGCUUGAUAGAUGACAUAGUUCUCAGCUAUGUUGUGAGUAUGGUUGAGGAAGAUGCUCUCGAGGAGAAUUUAGAUGUUGAAGGAUUGUGCGAAAUGGUAUCUGCUUGUCUUCCGGAGUUUUCAACUAUUGACAAAGAGGCAGUAUCCAAAUGGCUGUUGGAAAUAGAGAGUGAGCUCAGACAGGGAAGCAAACCGGACGAGGACCCUCAAUCUCAUGAUCCGUUGAGUCAUAUUAGUUUGACAGCGUUUUUGCCUCCUGAAGCUCAGAGGAUCAGGGUGCACCAUUUAUCCGAAACAAGCGAUGCUGGUAGUGAUUCUAGCGGUGAAUAUUUUGCCGAACAGGAAUCAACGUGGCAUCAGGUUGCUCUUCUCCAGGAAAUGUUUCCAGGAGCGAGUCCAGCCGAAGCACGACAUUGCUUAGCCGUAGCAGGUGGUGAUAUAGCGAAAGCAGCUCAGCUCGCGUUGCAUAGACAAGAAGCAGGCCAGAGUCUAGUUGGCAAUCUUACUUUCCUCACGCCAAGCGUUCGUACUAAGGCAAGAGUGAAUGAUGAAGAGUUGAAAUCGCGCAUAAUUGCUCGCUAUAGCUAUGUGGAUCGUGACAAUGCUGUACGCGAACAUCGCCCAGUGGCUCCUAAGACAGAGCCGAAGAAACUGGUCCGCUAUUUGGAUAAUAAGAUCGUGAGUGUAAAAGGUGAACGAUACACAGAAGUUCGGCGAGGUGAUGACGAUGAGGGGAACGAGGGGGGCAGGAAGAGGGGUCACAGUCGUCCGUAACCAGCCCCCUUGCCUCCCCCCCCUGAUCCACCCCCUUGGAGGCACCUGGUUUUACAUUACACUUGAAUUAAUGUCCUUCUCUUAGAUGAGCCUUGGAGUGUAAUCAAACAGUGCUAAAUGAUAGUAAAAACAGUCAGGCUUCAUUUUAUUUACAACUCCAAACUUAUAUUCAUCAUUAUUUUAAAACUGACGGGGCUCUGUGUGAUUUUUGAAAGAAGUGUUUACACUGUACAGCGUUUAUCUAAUGUUUAGCACUAGAGCUUGUAUUAUACUCUUAGAUAAACUAGUGAGUAUACAAUGGCCAUUACACACAUAAUUCUAUUACACAAAUUAAAAAUGUGAUUAGGAACACAUCAUUUGAUUAUCUGAUGAAUGAGUAAUGGUAAUAUUAAACACACCUACGAAUGAUGUUACGUUUCUAUUAGCCAUUGUAAACUGAUUAAUUUUGUGAGAGACGUGAGCUAAAAAGACUAUUCUACUUGAGUUAUUACUUCUGACUGCGGUAUUCAUUGACCUAAUCGGUUUAAUACGUUUUUUAUACAUCAGAAAAAAAUUUUUCCUUUAAAUGUUUAACAUAUUCUGUUGAUAUUGUUAUUGCUAUUAUCGGGGUGAAUAAUAUUAGGUACCCAUUAUUAUUACCGUUAUUCGCGAUUUAUUACAGACUGUACAUACAGUAUGAUGUGAAAGUAUAGUGUAUAUUAUGCACGGUAUGAUAUUCAUUGCGCAAUAGCUUUUGCACUUAACGAUAUAUUCAUAUCUGUGACAGUUAAGACAAUUUUCAAUUAUCUCGUUUCUACAUCUUUAUUAUGAGAAAAAAUUCCAUUUUGUCGCUGUCUAAUGUAGAUGGAUCCAAACACAUUCGGGCAGCCAUUGCUUAGUAAACAUUAAUUUUAAGAGACUUCCAUGUCGGUUCCUUGAAUCUCAUUUAAAAUAUUCUAAAUUUUCAGUACACCCGGUACUAUUUGUGAUUGAGGAGGUAUAAAGGUAUAUUAUGGCAGCCAAUUUCUUCAAUUUUAUCAAUUAUUGCAGAAUUAAUAACAGCAAUCUGUCGCCAUUAUACUAUUUUCCUUAAGUAUUCAUUGAUUGAAGUUUUACAGUUUAUUUCUUCAUUCAAUUUCUAAAUACCUUGCGGAUUCAUCAUCAGCUGUAACGAACACUUUUUGUGAUAUUUAUCACUACGCAUGUUGAUGCGCAAAAGCGAGGAUGUAUUCACUCAUAGAUCAGGUGACGAGCAAUUGCAAUGAUUUCAAGUGAUUUUAAGUGAUUUUAAAAUGACUACUUCCCAAAGCAGUUUGCAAUUCUAACCAGUGAGUACCCCCUCGUGCCAAAAGCAAGCAGGUUACAUGCCAGUAAUCCCAUACUAUUUCAAAUACAACUAUUCACUGAUAUUUAUGAUUUAAGAAAAAAAAAAGAACUCCGGUAUCGUUCCGUUUGCGCACAAUAUCUGUAAUCAACACAUCAGCUGAAAUGUUCUGUUUACUAAUUAUAUAAGAUGUAAGAUCAAACUUAGCAUUAUUUUUAAAUGUCGACGAUGUUGGCCUGGUAACUCCAGCCACUGACAAUGAUAAGUUAUCCUAGAUUAUAAGACAUAGAAAAAUUUGCAAUCAACUAAAAUACCCGCGAACAAAGCAAAAACAAAUCUGCAUUUUUAUAUUCAUUUAUAUUGACUACAAAGAUGUAUCCAGUCAUUUUUAAGGUUCAUUCUGAAAUUCGCAGAUAAUUGUAAUUCAAAAAAGUCAUUUCGACGUUACCCUGUCUGUACCAGGGUGGCCACUGGUCAGGGAAAGCUGGAAAAGUCAAGGAAUUCUGCAAUUCUUGAAUAGUCAGGGAAUCGUUUACUAUAUACUUUAUUCAUACAAAUACGUUCCACAGUUUUUUAAACUUUAGAUAAAUUAGAUCGAAUACCAAUUUUCUUACCAUCACCGGAAGGUUCUCUUAAAACUUUGAUUAUUCCUAAAUAUUACCUUACAAACGACUGUGCGCAUUGGCUAAAUGGGACGGUGUGACACAAGUGACAGUUCGUACUUUGGUUAAAAAAAAAAAAAAUUGUAUAGAAAAUACGUAUAUUUUUAUCAAUUUAUUAUAACGGAUUUAUUCAAAUUGUUCAGGGAAAAUUAUAAGAUUUUUGUCUGGAAAACCUAGAAAAGUCAGGGAAUUCCGUGAUGGAGAUUUAGUGGCCACCCUGUGUACAGUCUCCAUAUUUUUACCCGUAAUAAUUACUUUUCACACUGCUUACGACUGUAUAUCCAGUGAUUUUUAUGCCAUUGAGACAAGGUGAAACUUUUUUACUUCACGGGUACUACCAAAUAAACUGUAGUACGCACGUUAACAUUAUUUCUUAAGUCCGAUAAGAUUCAGUUUUUAAUUUCACGUUAUUAUUAGAGUUAGCUUCAUAAGGAUAUUGAACCAUCCUGAUGCCAAACAAGUUUACAUGACAUACAUUGAAAAAUUAUGUGGAGCUGCGUAAUUUCAAUAACUGAAAAAUUGAUUAUUCGUUAAACUGAAAUAAAAAUUUUGUGUUCUAGUCGAUCAAACAUCGAGGUUCAAUAAGAUAUACGAUCAUUUUUUUAGUUAUAGUCUUUUUGUAUCUUAUUUUAGAUGCAUCUAUAAAACUGUGACACUUCUAUUUUACUGUCUUUUACUAAUUGACAUUGUGUUGAGAUUACUUGAAACGAAUUUUAUCAGGCCCCAACAUACAAUUUUAUAAUUUCGAAUUUUAUCUGUUAAAUUUAAAUACUUCUUGGCUGUCAAGAGAUAGCUUGCUGAUUUAUUUAUAAAGUAGGUAUACAUUGACGUUUUGGGUGUCGUUACAUGUUGGAAUAUGGAAGAAAUUGUCAGAUCCAAGAUGUCGGUGUAGGUAUUAGGUGAGCAAUGAAAUGCGUAUCAUGUAUUUAGACUAAAAGAAAAAAUUUCGCUUACCGUACCACACGUUGUACCAGUAUUACUAUUGUUAUUAUUAAUUCUUAAAUGAAUUUUUAACUAUAGAUAAUCCACGAUAUGAUGGUCAUUCGAAAAUACUAACAUUACAUUAUAUUGAACGCUAGGCAUCUCACGUAAUAUAUAGAAAUGGUUUAUCUCGAAAUGUAUUGACACUGAUAUAUAAUGUUUAACGGCGAAAAAAAAGCAAACAGAGUUAAAACACAAUGAGAAAUUUAGAUUUUUAAUUGUAAUCGUGCGACGGUUUAUUUACUUUUAAUUUUUCUUCAUUUAAAUGACGUUUUUCCGUAAUCCAGGCUACACAGUGGUUCGCCUAGUUCCCUAAAGGUAUCCUAUUUUCUUUGCUUCUCCUAUAAGCUCUGUAAACCUGAAGGCUUCCCUAAAUGUACCCUAAAGCAGUCCAUUUUUCCCUAAAAUCCCACUACUUUUGCCAGUCACUUACUUUUUUUCACAAACUAGAAUGUACUGAGAAAAUUAGUUUGAUGUUUGAGCAAUGUUUAUACUUUCAACAUAGGAACAUAAAAAUACACAUGGAAUCUCAAAACUCUCUUAUACUUCACAAAACCAUAACUAUUACGGUUUUAUUGAGUGUCCUUCUCUAUAGAAUAUGUGCACUCACCGAAAUUAUUCUAUUCCUACAUUUAGUUGGAAAUCGAAACGUUGUUCUCAAGCAUCGGAUAGAUUUUUUUCAGAUCAUUUGAGUUUAUGAAAAAAAAAAAAAUUUUCGAAAAUAUCAAUGUAUUUUACAUUCAAACUGAUAAAAAAAAAAAAAACGAUAAAAAUAACGGACACCCUAGAGUACAACUACUUUUGCCCGAGUUGAUUAGUACCAUGAAAAAAUAUUGGAACCUUACUACCCCCUCAUUCUCAUGAAGCACUGUGAAGCCUGGUAAUCGGAUGUGUUGAGAAGAUAUUAUAUCAAGUUGUUUAUGAAUUAAGAAAAUGUUUUUCUUUCGUUAUUAGACAUACUAAAGUGCAACAGAACCUGAAAAUGACCAAUCUGAAAUAGUUCAUUGUCAGUGAUGAAUAAAGAGAUACGUGAAAGAUAAAUUUGGACAUGUUGUAAUACUUACGUGCUUCAAUGAAUUAGAAGUGCUAUGCAUAUCAAUAUCUGGGAUUAAUCACACUAUUCUACUUGGUGAAUUUAGAAAUUUCUGAAUACCCAGUACUUUCAGAUUCUGUUGUAAUUAGCUUUUCAUGCGAUGUCUUUCAAUAUUUUAAAUAUAUUGCGAGAAGGGCCGGCCCUUGCCAUAACUAAAUGAAAACUAUGGGUGUGUAGUUUGAUAGAAUUCUACAUGAGAUGAUAUUGGGAUGAUCUGAAGUGAAUGAAAUGAAUAAUCAAUUUUAAUUGUAAUACCUACUGUUUUAUAGAACGGUAUACAAACAAUUUAGAGAAGGAGUGAGAGUUUCAAGAUUUGUACAAAUAAUGUACAAAUCUCGCACCGCUAAUGCGGUAUUUAUUACGUACACGUGUGAAAUAAACGCUUAAUAUAAGAUUGCAUAAAAGAUUACUCGCGUAAUUAUCACAAUUAUAACUACUGUCAAAAACAUACGUAUUCGUAUUCAUAGUAUGUGUAAACGCAUUUAUAGGUAUAUAGGAUUCACCUAUGUAUGUAUUAUACCUGGUCACACAUUCUAUGUGCAUACUAUAUUCAUUUAUUUCUGUACGAUUAUGUAGGGUAGUAUCAUAAUUACCGUAAUAAUCUCUAAUAUGCUUGUAUAGGAUGAGAUAUUUUGGCAGUAGAGACGGUACAUUUAAAUAUUCAACUUUUAUGUUUUGCACACAGGUAAUUACAGAUAAAAUCUUGAUCGUAAAAAAUGUAAUUGAUUUGUCGAUAUGUAUUACAAAAUUAUGCUUUCUUUAAAUCAAACAGUUCAUUUUUAUUAUAUUUAUAUGAAGACGAUUACGAGGAUAAUUUAAUAGUUCUCAAGUAUUAUGCUACGUACGAAUGACGUGUGUUCACUGCAAGAUAUUUGUUACUAUUAUACAUAUAUGUAUUAUAUAUGUAAUUAUAGAAAUAUUAUAAAUUGUGAAAUAAUUUAGGAUAUAAAUUAAAUAAUACGUAUGUAU
Molecule: messenger RNA, 6001 nt
Organism: Neodiprion fabricii
Lineage: Eukaryota; Metazoa; Arthropoda; Insecta; Hymenoptera; Diprionidae
Product: CUE domain-containing protein 2
Exons: 5
Coding region: 133-993 (286 amino acids)
Source: RefSeq, a predicted model, not a curated record